Molecule: messenger RNA, 2475 nt
Organism: Anthostomella pinea
Lineage: Eukaryota; Fungi; Ascomycota; Sordariomycetes; Xylariales; Xylariaceae
Source: the annotation of a GenBank genome assembly
AUGGCCGAACACCACCACGACCGCAUCCUCCCGGAGGAGGACGCGCGAAACCCGUACGCCUCAGACAACCGGUGGCGACACCAGGAAUCGUCAGCAUUCGCACGCGCCGCCGUCGCCCGCGACCCCGUUACCUCGAGCGCAGACACCCAAGACCUCACCAACUUCCUGAACUCGACGAGAAUCGAGAGCGACCGACCUCCCACCAAUGGCACGGGGAGCUACAAGCCAAUUGUCAUUGGUGGCUCCGACGGCGCGGUCGACGGUCAUGUGGGUGCUGAAGAUGGCAAGGAGGUCGUUUGCGGUCCGUUGUUGAACUACCGGCGCAUGGAUGAUAAUGUGUGGCACGGCAGCGUCCUGAUCGUCACGCGGGGCGGCGGCAAGACGCAACGAUUCCAACCUACCUUACAUAUCGGACGCGUGGAGCAAGCGAACCAUCAACCAGGUCUCCUUCACGAGGGCCCCGGCGUCAAUGGUGCAGAAGCGUCGUUGUCGAACGGCGCCAGCGCCAUUCAGAGCGACCACGGGGCUGAUGUCGUCGGCACAUGUCUCUACUCGGACCCUCGAAAUACCUUCUGGAGCUUCCCAAUUGCCUGUGACAUAGCGAACACCGAGACGAAGUGGGCGUACUCGAUUUCAGAAGUCCGCUACAAUAGCCAGACCCAGCCUAGGACCAGCUACUUCUUCAUCCCUGCAUCCAACGAGUCCAUGAGGAUCAUGUUCCACUCGUGCAACGGUUUCAGUGUAGGGACAGAUGAGGAGGCUUGGAGCGGGCCUGCUCUAUGGAACGAUGUGAUGAGAAGCCAUGCUCAGGCGCCAUUCCACGUCAUGCUGGGCGGUGGUGACCAGAUCUACAAUGACGGCAUCCGGGUGGAUGGACCCCUGCGAGAGUGGACGAAUAUCGGCAAUCCUAAGAAGCGCCGGGGUUACCCCUUUACCGAGAAGCUGCGGGCGGAUUGCGACGACUAUUACCUCAAGAACUACAUUCGGUGGUACUCGACCGAACCCUUUGCAAGCGCCAAUGGCCAGAUUGCACAGAUGAAUAUCUGGGAUGAUCACGACAUUAUUGACGGAUUCGGCUCGUAUGUCCACGAGUUCAUGAAGUGUGAUGUUUUCCGCGGCAUCGGCGGCACCGCCCACAAGUAUUACAUGCUCUUCCAGCACCAUCUGGCACCUCCCGCUUCCACGUAUACUUCCGAUGCUCCCCAGACAUUCAAACACGGCCCGGACCAAGACGAGAACCAGCUUGUAGAUACCUUCGUCAAGGAGCAGGGGCCAUACGAUCCUUCCUAUAUCAUCGGUCACAGACCUGGGCCGUAUGUUGCCGAGCACUCGCUGAAUAUGUUCUCGAAGUUGGGAGCCAGGAUUGCUUUCGUCGGCCUUGACGCACGUACUGAGCGUACGCGCCACCAGGUCAACUACCCCGAAACGUACGACAUCAUAUUCGAGCGGUUACAAAAGGAGCUGCGUGCUGCUGCGAGCGCAGGACAGCCCUUUCGCCAUUUGAUAUUAUUGCUGGGAAUUCCCAUUGCUUAUCCUCGACUCACUUGGCUCGAGAACGUCUUCUCAAGCCCCCUAAUAGCCCCUAUCAAGUUCCUGAACCGAAGAUUCGGCUUCGGUGGUGGUGUCUUCAACCACUUUGAUGGUAGUGUGGAUCUUCUAGAUGAUUUGGAUGACCACUACACGGCUAGAACGCACAAGAAGGAGCGCAAUACUCUCGUUGAGCGCUUGCAGACCAUCUGCUCCGAGUUCUCUGUUCGCCUGACCAUUCUCGGAGGCGAUGUCCAUCUAGCAGCUCUCGGGCGGUUCUACUCCAACCCGAACCUCCACAUUCCUGCCGAGGCUGACCACCGGUACAUGGUUAACGUGGUGUCUUCUGCAAUUGUCAACAAGCCUCCCCCGAAUGCUAUUGCCAAUCUGCUGGCGAGCCGCAACAAGAUCCAUCACCUAGACGCGGACACGGACGAGACGCUGAUGAACCUCUUCGAUAAAGACCCGGGCGAGUCAAACAGGACGAGAAACUCGAACCACGUCACGAUGCCAAGUCGCAACUAUGCCAUUCUGACCGAGAACUCGCCAAACAACCAUGCCGUGGCAAAUGGGCAUGCUGAGCCUAAUGGCACGUCAGCGGAAAACACCUUUGACGGCAGGGAUGGCCAUUCAUUCCUGCACCACGGCGAGGAUGGCGCAGGUAUUAAACACAAAGCUGCAUCAUCCGAGUCGCACGGCAAGAGCAACGACGGAUCGCUCGACUGCUGCAUUCGUGUAGAGGUCGACCAGCACGACAAGGAUGGCAAGACCGAGCCGUACGGCCUUACGAUCCCGGUCCUUAACUAUCAGCCCGAUAAGUUCGGGAGCAACAUGACGCAUCGCCUUGGUCUCCGCCACCACCGCAGCCGGCCUGACACGCGGGCGAGUAGGGCGAGUACGGCUGCUCCUCCCAGUGUUGCUGCGUCUGCACCGGAACAAGGUCGCUAG